AAUAUGAAGAUGUACCGCAAUGCGACGAUGAUGAUCGAAUUCGCAUUGGCGAUGUCACAAAUACUCGAUCAGUUAAAUCGUGACUCAUUCCAGAACUUUGAGUUGCGAAUAGGUAUGAGUGUUGGACCAUUAGUAGCUGGUGUGAUAGGAGCACAAAAGCCUCAGUAUGAUAUCUGGGGAAAUACUGUAAACUUGGCUAGUCGAAUGGAUACCCAUGGGGAGCCGAGAAAGAUACAUGUGAGUUCAGUUGAACAGGAGGAACAGUUUGGAGUGGAGCUUAUUUUUGCCAUGCAGGAACCUAACUUAAGAAAAAUUUGGUAUGAAAUGACUACCCAAAUGGGUGAAUUACUACGUCGUGGAGGCUAUCGUGUACAUAGCAGGGGAAAGAUCAAGGUUAAGGGUGUGAAGGAACCAAUGGAGACGUUCUUGUUGGAAAUUGACUCGAAACGAAACUCCUCGGUUUCGAACAUUUCCAAUCACCCAAGUUCAUCGUGA
Messenger RNA from Strongylus vulgaris, 495 nucleotides. The record is from the annotation of a GenBank genome assembly. Lineage: Eukaryota; Metazoa; Nematoda; Chromadorea; Rhabditida; Strongylidae.